This is a messenger RNA of Hydractinia symbiolongicarpus, 862 nucleotides long. RefSeq lists its product as uncharacterized. Lineage: Eukaryota; Metazoa; Cnidaria; Hydrozoa; Anthoathecata; Hydractiniidae. Gene Ontology annotation, molecular function: nucleic acid binding. The transcript has 2 exons. The coding region runs from base 102 to 851 and encodes 249 amino acids. The record is from RefSeq and is a predicted model, not a curated record.
CACUGACACGGGCAAGUGAUUACACGUGACGGCUGUAAGCAUGCGUAACAUCCGAAAUCUUGUUAUGGAUACGUGAAAACAAGGACAAUGUUCUACACAAGAUGAAAGACAGUUUCACAAGUUAUGAAAAACAUCCUGCUGAGAAAAGCUUAUCCGUUUUUCCUAUUAUUUCACCACAACAGCGACAUUUGCUUAAAAACUCCCCGUAUUAUAAUAACGAAAGAACUGCGGGCCAGCCACAUUGCUCAGUAGAUCGCAAAAUAGCCGUCCAGCUCAGAGACAAUCUAGAUGCAGAAUAUUCUGGAACAUUUCAACAAGAGAUUCGUAUCACUUCAAAUAAGUUAGACAGGGCGGCUAAACAUUUGCCGACAUCACACCGACCAUCAAACCCCUUGCAACUUCCGUCGAUUAAGGCUCAACCUACAAAAGAAAAAGUUGUUAUCACUGGCAAAAGGCAAUUAAGCCAAGAAGCACCAACAAAAGGAUACAAAGCCUUUGUUUUACCUGUUGUAUCAAGAGAAAAAUGUGGAUGCACUUGCUCGCGAGGAGAACUAACCAAUGUUAAGUUGAAAAGACUAGCAAGAUUAUUCCGUCCCGAAGAAACACCACCAUUGCUUUCCAUUUACGUACGUUGGAAAAACCGUCGCGAUGGUACUGUCCAAUAUAACCAUCAUUCAUUGUUGGAAAUUUUUCAAAAUUUUGGCAACAUAUCGAAUAUUUUAUUUAAAAGCCAAAAUAGCGCCAUUAUUGUUUAUAUGAACGUCGAAUCCGCAUGUACGGCGGCCAAUGUUAUGGAAAAGGUCGGUCAGGACAUGAGAUUUCAUGUACAAUGGCUCAAUGAUAUUAAAUAGAAUAUACAAAA